Epithele typhae is the source of this 900-nucleotide messenger RNA. RefSeq names its product RmlC-like cupin domain-containing protein. Lineage: Eukaryota; Fungi; Basidiomycota; Agaricomycetes; Polyporales; Epitheliaceae. The transcript has 9 exons. The record is from RefSeq and is a predicted model, not a curated record. Bases 1 to 900 code for a protein of 299 amino acids.
AUGACCACGUCUAGGAAGGUCGUUCAAACUGUACUUGCCGUCGAGACCGAGGAGGGGGCGGGCGCGCUCGUCCGGCGGUCCAUUGGCUCGGCGCAGCUGAGGAACGUCACCCCGUUCCUCAUGCUCGAUCAUUUCCAUGUCUCUAAGGGUGCCGGAUUCCCGGACCACCCGCAUCGUGGUCAGGCCACCGUCACGUACAUGCUUGAGGGGUCAAGCAACCACGAAGACUCUGCUGGACACAAAGGCACCAUUAUGACCGGCGGUGUCCAGUGGAUGUGUGCAGGUAAAGGAAUUAUCCACGCAGAAAUGCCUGUACAAGGCCCUGGCAUCCCGGAGCCUCGUGGCUUGCAGCUCUGGGUCGACCUCCCGAAGCAGUACAAGAUGGUCGAUCCAUCUUAUCAGGAGCUUUCUCCGGAAGGAGUCCCUGAGGCGUUCCCUGAAGGAGAGGACGGGCCUGUGAAGAUUCGUGUGAUUAGCGGCAAGAGCCACGGCGUUGAAUCCCCUGUCCGCCCUCUGGGUGGAUGCUGGUACUUCCAUGUCAUCUUCAAAAAGCCGGGAUCAAUUUUCCAGGAAAUUCCGGAGGGUUGGACGACAUUCCUCUACGGCUGGAGUGGCAAGCUUCGUGUGGGCUCCGAAGAGAAGCCGCAUCAACCGUUCAACACCCUUGUUCUCUCUGCUGCAUCCGGCGAGACAGGUGUUCAACUGACAGCAACCGAGGAGGGGACGGAAUUUGUAUUGGCGAGUGCCGCUGCCGAGCCUCUCGACCAGCCUGUCGUCCAGUACGGCCCGUUCGUAAUGACCUCGCGUGAAGAGAUUCAUAAGACCCUUAUCGACUACCAGUUCGCCAAGAACGGCUUCGAAAAGGCACACACGUGGAAGAGCGAGAUCGGCGGUCGGUAA